CCAAUCUCAAAGUAUUAAAACACAAAGCCUCAAUUUAUUUAUUCCUCCAUUCCCAUUCUAUCCUAUUCAUUCCUGUGCUUCCCACUGCCCCAGCUUGGUCUACCAUGGCUCCUCUUUGGUUCUACUCUUUCAUCAUGCUCUGCAUCUUUUCAAUCUCCGCUCUUCCUCACUCUCUCAAUACCUCUCAACAGCAACAAUUGCUCCUGCAAUUCAAAACGGCUAUUUCCAACAACAACAGCUCUUCACUGCAAGAAUGGACUCCCCUUCACCCCCUCUGUAAUUGGUCUGGCGUUACCUGCGAUCCCUCUUUCCACUCCGUCGUCGCCCUCAACUUAUCCGACAUGAACUUACACGGCACCAUCUCUCCUCUGCUCGGGAAUCUCUCCUCUCUUCAAUCCCUCGAUCUCUCCAACAAUGCCCUCACUUCUACCAUUCCACCUCAACUCGCACAACUCACCCAUCUGCAGGUACUCUGGCUACACCGCAAUCAAUUGCAAGGAACCAUUCCGCCCACUCUCUCCGCUUGCCACAGUUUGUAUGAUCUGGCACUCUCCUUUAACCAACUCCAUGGCAGCAUUCCGCCUGAGCUGAGUCUCCUUACAAGAUUGAAGUUCCUCUACUUAGGACAAAACAAUCUCACAGGUGUUAUUCCCCCUUCUUUCAAAAAUCUGUCCACUUUAGUUGAAUUGUAUGUGGGAGGAAAUGGUAUCACAGGCACCAUUCCCAGCUCUUUAGGAAAUCUGUCUUCCUUGACCAAUUUAGAUUUGGCAGAAAACGAUCUUCAUGGCCCCAUUCCCCCUGAAUUGGGCAUGCUCACUCACCUGCAGAUACUUUACCUUUCUACAAAUAACUUAUCAGGCACCAUUCCCAGCUCUUUAGGAAAUCUGUCUUCCUUGACCGAUUUAGAAUUGGCAGAAAAUGAUCUUCAUGGCCCCAUUCCCCCUGAAUUGGGCAUGCUCACUCACCUGCAGAUACUUCACCUUUUUACAAAUAACUUAUCAGGCACCAUUCCCAGCUCUUUAGGAAACCUGUCUUCCUUGACCGAAUUAGAAUUGGCAGAAAAUGAUCUUCAUGGCCCCAUUCCCCCUGAAUUGGGCAUGCUCACUCACCUGCAGAGACUUGACCUUUAUACAAAUAAUUUAUCAGGCACCAUUCCCGGCUCUUUAGCAAAACUCUCGAAAUUGACAAUAUUAGCUCUAUCUGAAAACCAGCUCAGUGGACAUAUUCCACGCGAAAUUGGCACCAAGCUCUCAAAUUUGCAAUAUCUCAGUUUAUGCGGAAAUCAGCUUAGUGGAAAAAUACCAAAGUCCCUUGGAAAUUGUUCCAACCUCACAGAGCUUUUUUUAGCUGAAAACCAGCUCAGUGGAAUGGUGCCAAUGGAGCUGGGCAAGUUGAACCUCCUUACCCGGCUUAACCUACGUGCCAAUCAACUUGUUAGUGAUAGCAGCAACACAUUGUCUUUUCUAACUUCUCUUACAAAUUGCUCCCACUUGGAAGAAAUAGUAGUGUCUAAUAAUCAUCUCACUGGUAUAUUGCCUCCAUCCAUAGGCAAACUGUCAUCCAAUCUCCAAAAAUUGAUAUUAUCAAACAACAUGAUAAGCGGAAGCAUACCACAACAGAUUGCCAAUCUAAUUAACUUAACAUACUUGAGGUUAAGCGAUAAUCUUUUGAGUGGCAAUAUUCCAUCUGGAAUUAAAAGAUUCCAGAAGUUGGAAAGAUUGUAUUUGGGUGGGAACAAAUUAGAAGGAAGCAUUCCAAGUGAUGUAGGCCAAAUGCAACAUCUCGGACUCCUAAAUCUUAGUCACAACUGGCUAUCUGGAAAAAUGCCUGAUUCUCUUUGUAGCCCCCAACAGCUAAGACGUCUUUUACUUCAGCAUAACAACUUGUCAGGCGAGAUCCCUGCUGUUUUAGCAGGAUGUCAAAAUUUAGAGCUCAUUGACUUAUCUUACAAUAAAUUAGGUGGAAGGAUACCUCCUGAUUUCAUUGCCAGCCUCAAAAAUCUGGUUUUCUACCUCAACCUUUCGUGGAAUUCUCUGGAAGGGUCUUUGCCACUAGAGAUGAGUAAAAUUGCAAUGGCUCAAGCCAUAGACAUCUCUGGAAAUCGGCUUACUGGGCUGAUUCCGAUUUCUCUUGGAGACUGCACAGCAUUAGAGCAUCUAAAUCUUUCCCACAAUGCCUUUGAAGGUGCAAUUCCAGAUUCGCUCUCCAAAUUACAAAAUCUCCUAGAAAUGGAUCUUUCUACCAAUUCUUUAUCAGGUUCAAUACCAAUGUCCCUUGAAAGACUAAAAGUACUUCAAUACAUGAAUGUUGCAUUCAAUAAUUUGUCGGGGCAGAUUCCAAAAGGAGGGUUGUUUCCAAAUAGAACUGUUAUAGAAUUGUUUAUGGGAAACCCUGGCCUCUGUGGACCAGCGAAUUAUUCAUUGUCUCCAUGCCCAAAGAAGAGUCAAGAAAAGCAUUCACUGCUUAAAAAAUUAGUCUUAUCAGUUGUUGCGUUUAUAUUGUGCUCCUUCCUCUUACUAAUUUUAUGGAGAUAUAAACUUUCAAGCCAACUAUUCCAUCCCUCAAACUUUAUUUUUCGAAGGCUUAGCUAUCCAAAAUUUUCUUAUCAAGAUCUUGUCACAGCAACAGCCGAAUUUGAUGAGUCAAACUUGCUUGGAGUGGGUAACUUCGGAUCAGUCUACAAAGGAAUUUUGAGGGAUGGUAAGAUAGUUGCAAUCAAGGCUCUUAAUUUGCAGAAUGAAGAAGCUCAUAAGAGCUUCGACACAGAAUGCAAAGUAUUAGGGAGGAUUCGGCACCGUAACCUGAUCAAAAUCAUAAGUGCAUUUUCCUACUCUGGCUUCAAAGGUCUGGUUCUUCAAUUUGCAUCUAAUGGGAGCUUGGAGAAACAUUUGCACCCUGACAGAGAUGAUCAGGAAUUUUGUAAAUUGGGAUUGGAGGACUGUUUGAGCAUUGCUGUGGAUGUUGCCCAUGGCAUGGAGUAUUUACAUCAUGAUUGUCCUUUGCAAAUUGUGCACUGUGAUUUAAAACCUAGCAAUGUGCUCCUGGACGCCAACAUGACGGCCCUUGUGACUGAUUUUGGUAUAUGCCGUUUGAUUACUCCAAAUUCCAUAGAUUCAUUUAGUGCUGCAACAUUUGCACUCAAAGGAUCUAUUGGCUAUAUUGCUCCAGAGUAUGGACUGUGGGGGGGUGUUUCCACAAAGGGAGAUGUUUACAGCUAUGGAAUUCUGAUACUAGAGAUGGUUACAAGGAAGAGGCCAAGUGAUGACAUGUUUGUGGGAGACAUGAACUUGCAGAAGUGGGUAAGGUCAGCUUUUCCAGACAGACUAGCAGAUAUUGUUCAUAGUGGGCUAUUGAGAGAUAUGAAUGAAAGCAUGGAAGACAAUAGAUGUCUUCUUUCUUUCAUUCAUGUUGGUUUGCAUUGUAGCAGUGAAUCACCAAGAGAACGACCUUCCAUGAGAGAUGUAGCCAGGUUCUUGGAGAGUCUCAAGACAUCUUCCAUGGGGGGUGUAGUUGCUUCAAAUUUAACAGCCACCAUAUCAGACCUCCUGCGCAAUACCAAUCGCGCAGAAACAUUGGCAUCUGACAGUCAAAGUUCUACAUUUUAGAUAUUUAUAAGCUCAAUUAGUAAGUUUUAGUCCUUUUAUGUUUGGUAGUUUCAAGUUUGUUUCUUUCAAUGUAAAAUCUUUCCUAGGAUAAAUUCUAGUUCUUUCGAGUC
This is a messenger RNA of Cryptomeria japonica (Japanese cedar), 3715 nucleotides long. RefSeq names its product probable LRR receptor-like serine/threonine-protein kinase At3g47570. NCBI's taxonomy places the organism in Eukaryota, Viridiplantae, Streptophyta, Pinopsida, Cupressales, Cupressaceae. Gene Ontology annotation, molecular function: ATP binding; protein binding; protein kinase activity. The record is from RefSeq and is a predicted model, not a curated record. Bases 105 to 3605 code for a protein of 1166 amino acids. The transcript has 2 exons. Gene Ontology annotation, biological process: protein phosphorylation.